UAAACAUUCCCCUUUGUCUCACAGCCAGGUGAGGAAGCAGAGGUGUUAAUAUCUGAUGAGGAAGAGGAACCAGCCCCUCAGCCUUCAAAAGUACCACCCCCCGUACCACCACCUCCAGCUGAGGCUCCAGCAACAGAAGCAGAUCUUCUUAACUGGGGUACAUCUCAACAAUCAGACUCUCAGCCUCCUAGCAAUGCCAACCUCUUGGAUAUUGAUAGCUCAUCUGGGAUGAAAAAGGAUCCCAGUAACUUUGAUUUACUUAGUGGUUUUAAUAAUGCUGUAAAUGAUGUGAAUUCUAGUCCUGCUCCUCCCAACUCUGCAAACCCUGAAAGUGCUCCUAGCAAUCUCUUUGAUCCUUUUGGAAUCAGUAAUGGAUCAGUUCCCAACAAUGAUCUCUUUGGCCAAUUAACUGCCGCUCCUCAGGCACAACAGCAGCCCAUGGGUACUAUGAACAGCAGCGCUGUUCCUCCAGCAGGAAGCCCCAUGAUGGGUCCACGCAUAAUAGGAGGGCCUAACAGUCCAGUAAAUGCCGUGGGUGGUGGCUUUACUCGACCUCCACCUCCCCAGCAGCCCAAUAAACCAUCUGAUCCUUUUGCAGACUUAGGUAACCUAGCAGGCAUGGGAGGAUGGGUUGGUUCAAAACCAACCACACCAAUGGGUGGAACCCCAGCAGGAGGAACUCCUUUCGGAGGCAGCACCCCAGUAAUGGGAUCUCCUCAACAUCGUCCACAAACAGCUGCAGCUUGGCAGGGUCAACCACCAGGAUCCUCUAGCUCUGGUGGAGGAUGUUUUCUAACACCCUUAGGACAACCUAGUGUAUGCCUUCCCACUGUUUUGCUUGAUCCAUCAAGUGCUGAACAAGGGCCCUCACAGGCUUUGCAUUCAGAUUCAGCCUCGGAGAUCGCUGAUCUGAAGGCUACACUUCAUAGGAUGAAAUCCAAAAUGGCUGCCCUGAAAGAGGAAGAACAGAUGGGAGGUUCUAGACAAGGUCUUUGGUGCUCUGUUAAAGAUCCUACAAGACCUAUGUCCAAAAAUGCUUUAGCCUUUUUUGUAAGGAACGUCAUUACAGACGUUCACAAAAUCUGCACUGACGACUCUUUUAGACUCUUGAGAGUAAGAGCACAUGAGCAUGGCAGGACCCCAGGUGGAAAUUGGCAGCAGCAACAGCAGCAUCAACAGCAGCAGCAGCAGCCGCAGCAGCAGCAGCAGCAGCAGCAGCCACCAAAAACUCCUGUUGGAACCCCACAUCAUCAAAUGAAGUCUCCUUCUCAACCAAACUACGGCAGAGUAAACUUUGAUGUUGGUAAGUUUUUAACCCAUAAUGGACAGAUUGCUCCUAGGGAGUAG
Macrobrachium nipponense is the source of this 1347-nucleotide messenger RNA. Its product is annotated as probable global transcription activator SNF2L2. The transcript is spliced from 7 exons. NCBI's taxonomy places the organism in Eukaryota, Metazoa, Arthropoda, Malacostraca, Decapoda, Palaemonidae. The record is from RefSeq and is a predicted model, not a curated record. The coding region runs from base 229 to 1347 and encodes 372 amino acids.